Molecule: messenger RNA, 858 nt
Organism: Candidozyma duobushaemuli
Lineage: Eukaryota; Fungi; Ascomycota; Pichiomycetes; Serinales; Metschnikowiaceae
Exons: 1
Coding region: 1-858 (285 amino acids)
Cellular component (GO): intracellular anatomical structure
Molecular function (GO): oxidoreductase activity, acting on NAD(P)H, oxygen as acceptor
Source: RefSeq, a predicted model, not a curated record
AUGACUCUUUCUGACGCCAUUUACAACACCAUCAUCAAGCCAGACCACGAGGAGACCUCUGUUCCUGCCAAGGCUCCUUCUCUUAAGGGGACUGUGGUGGAUAGAUUUCUUUUGAACGGUAAAGUCACAGUUAUCACUGGAGCUGCUGGCUCCAUUGGUGGAGCUAUUGCUGAGGGUUUUGCCCAGGCUGGUUCUCAUGUGGUGAUUAUGGAUUACAAGCACGAUCCUAGUCUCGAUGCUCACUUGAGAGACACUUACGGAAUCAAGGCUCAGUCUUACCAGGUUGACGUGACCAAGUACGAGGCCGUUGAAGAGGUGGUCAACCAGAUCAAGGAGGAUUUCGGCACCAUCGACGUGUUUAUCGCCAAUGCCGGUGUUGCUUGGCAAACAGGCUCUAUCCUCAAUGACGAGUCCACGCUUGAUUCCUGGAAAAAGGUGUUUGACGUCAACGUUCACGGUGUUUUCAACUGUGCCAAGACGGUCGGCAAGAUCUUCAAAGAAAAGGGCCAGGGCUCCUUCAUCAUGACCGCCUCGAUGAGCGGACACGUUGUGAACGUUCCAAACUACCAGACCGGCUACAAUGCCUCCAAGGCUGCUGUGGUGCAGAUGGCCAAAUCUUUGGCUGUCGAGUUUGCCGGUUUUGCUCGUGUGAACAGUGUUUCGCCAGGCUACACUGACACGCCGAUGUCGUCUUUCGUUCCUACUAAGCAGAGAGCCAAAUGGUGGGGUCUUACGCCUGAGGGUAGAGAAGCUUUGCCAGAAGAGUUGGUCGGCGCUUACCUCUAUUUGGCAAGCGACCUUUCUACAUUCACCACUGGCUCGGACAUUCGUGUUGAUGGUGGCUACACAUGUGUGUAG